Messenger RNA from Prunus armeniaca (apricot), 618 nucleotides. The record is from the annotation of a GenBank genome assembly. NCBI's taxonomy places the organism in Eukaryota, Viridiplantae, Streptophyta, Magnoliopsida, Rosales, Rosaceae.
AUGGGAAGUACAAGCAAAGACCUUCUGCAAUUGGAGCACAAGAAGGCCUUAACUUCACCCAUUGAAUCCACACUACUUGUUUGUAAAAAUGACUCACAGGCUUGUCAAACAAAGAAGGCUCAACCUGAAGGGAAACCCAUCGGUGUUCCUGUUAUCAAAAGCCAAGUUUUGGGAAAAAUAAGGGAUUUCUUGGGAGUCAUAUCAGAAGCUAAUGAAAGAUUAGAAAAGGAUGCAAAGGAUAAUUCAAAAAACUAUGAUAUUGAAGCGCUCACUGGAAAUGAAUCUCAAGUCAUUGAAAUGGAUUUAAUGCUGGGUGUUGCUGAUCUUCAAACUCCCGAGGCUGUGGCUGCUGCGGAAUCUGCUAUUUCUGGUUAUCAGCCUGUUAUACCAUUGGCCGUCAGCAGUAGUGAAGAGGAGUCACAGGAUAGCAGUAACAACGAUAGUAGCGGUGAUGAGGAUGAGGAUGAUAGUAGCAGUGAAGAGGAUGAAAGUGAUGGUGAGGAUAAGAAAACAUCCUCUCCUGUCAAACUCAAAACACCCAAGUCGGACAAAGAUGAUUCGAGUGAUGUUCGUAACACCCGGUCCAAAAAGCGGCCAAAAAUUGUUGAGCUUCCUUGA